Molecule: messenger RNA, 920 nt
Organism: Vanrija pseudolonga
Lineage: Eukaryota; Fungi; Basidiomycota; Tremellomycetes; Trichosporonales; Trichosporonaceae
Gene: SPBP35G2.12
Product: putative Nudix hydrolase
Exons: 6
Coding region: 21-806 (261 amino acids)
Biological process (GO): nucleoside phosphate metabolic process; ribose phosphate metabolic process
Cellular component (GO): nucleus
Molecular function (GO): ADP-ribose diphosphatase activity
Source: RefSeq, a predicted model, not a curated record
CUCUCUCCUCGACAAGACUCAUGAGGAGCGUGCUACUCAACACUCUCAGAUCUAGCAGCAGACUACCCUCUUUCACUUCACCCCGCGCCGCACUCGCCCCACACUUCACCCGCACCAUGUCGUCAUCAGCGGCCCCCAGCCCGUCCGUCACGAGCCCGGCAGUCACCGCUUCGUCUGUCACGAGCCCUGCCGCGCCAGGAGUGCAGGAGCCCGAGAUCAUCGACGUCGAGGACUACAAGACCGACGCGCGGUGGCUCAAGCUCCAGCGCAUCAAGUGGCGCGAUCAGGAGGGCAAGGAGCGCUUCUGGGAGGUUGCGAACCGCACGACGAGGUCAAGGGGCGGCGUGGACAGCUGCCAUAUCCUUGCGCUUGUCCACCGCCUGCAGAUUGGCGUCUGCGUCGUCCUGAUUGAGCAGUACCGUCCCCCCGCCGGCGCGGUUGUUGUCGAGUUCCCCGCCGGCCUGAUCGACGAGAACGAGGCGCCGGCUACGACAGCGCUGCGCGAGCUGCACGAGGAGACGGGGUACGCCGGUCCCGGUGUGAGUGUGCGCACCGUGUCGCCAGUGCUCGUCAAGGACCCCGGCAUGACCGGUGCCAACUGCCACCUGGUCACCGUCGACGUCAAGCUGGGCCCAGACGCGCCUGACCCGGUGCCCAAGCUCGAGCCGGGCGAGCACAUCGUCACGAGGCUGGUGCCGAUCCAGCACCUUGCGAGCGUGCUGCGUGACUACGAGAAGCGCGGGUUCGCCAUCGACGCGCUCGUGUCGUCUGUCGCGCUGGGCAUCUCGCUUGGCGGUGUGAUUUGAGAGUGGGUAGAGCGGGGAAGGGGCGGGGUUGGCAUCCAAGGCCCCCUUGAGGUCCAAGAGGGCCCCCGGCCCCCACGUCCCCACGAGCUGUACACUUAUGCACCGAGAUGGAAG